GCGAGGUGGGACUAACCGAAACGCGCCUCACCCAGUCACCCUGUCGCUCGAGCGCUGGAAGUGGGCGAGCGCUCGUUAUUUUGCAGAGCCCAUAAACGAAAGCCCAUGAAAUCUUCCGACUCGUGCGCGCCAACCUUUUCGUUGCUCGCUCACCGACCGGCGCCAUCACUCGCUGAAAUUUCUUUUCCCAAUCCAGUUCAUUCUGCCGCUCUCCAAUAGUCCAAUCCGGUCGCGGCGAAGCUCGGCCAGACGGCCACCCCACCCCAAUGCCGUCACGGUCGGGCUCCCGGGGCAGGCGGCCGCGGCCGGCCCCAGAGGUGGCUGCUCCCACGGCUGUACAAGUGAGCUCGUCCGGCUCGAGUGAGGAAGGGAGCGAUGAGGAGGAGGAGGAGGGGAGCGAGGGAUCCGGUGACGGUGCGAGGAGCCCGGGCGGCUCUGCCAGCAAGUAUAAGGCGGCGGAGAGUGAAGCCGAGGCGGAGGACCCAUGCCUUCCCAGCUGCCCCAUUUGUAUGGUCGCGUGGACCGCUGAUGGUUCGCAUCGCGUGAGUUGCAUCCCCUGUGGACAUGUCUACGGCAGACAUUGCUUAGAGAUGUGGUUACUGCAGUACGGCAAGAAAAAGGCACCGUGUCCUCAAUGUGGCAAGAGAUAUACACAGAACAACAUCAUCAACCUCUAUGUACCAGAGAUUGUUGUUCCCAAUAAUGAUCUUGAAAAGCAAGUAUUGUCCUUGAGAGAGAGAAAUGAAUAUCUUGAGAAGCAACAAGCAAAAUUACUUGAGGAGAUAAAAGAGCAUAAGAAUGAGUUUUUGGUCGAUGGAGCUCGGGUCAUGGGUAUAGAUGCAUCCAGUCAAAUUAUAUUGACUUCGGGAAGGGCACAUGGAGUUAGUGCUGAACACAUACUUACAAAGGUUAGCAUGUUUCAUGGACAUGGAAUGGAGAAAAUCCACCUUCCUCCUGAUACUAAAGCUAUUAGGGAUAUCUGUGUACUGCCCGGGGGCCAUGUUGUUUUUGCAUCACUGGGCAGGAAGUUGUCUAUUUUCAGCAUGGCUACCAACAAUGUUGUCCUUCAAUAUGAUCUGCCGGCUCCUGGUUGGUCCUGUUCAGGGGAUUAUACUACUUCAAGUCAUAUUUAUGCUGGGUUACAGAACGGCAUGCUAUUAGUCUUUGAUAUCCGUCAAACUUCUGCACCUUUGCAUUCUAGCAUGGGUCUAUCAACACACCCAGUUCAUACAAUACACUGCGCUGUAGAUGGCAGUGGUUCCAGGAAGGUUUUUUCUGCUUCUUCUAUAGGACCCUGCGUUUGGGAUGCCAGCGAAAACAGGCCGAGUUUGGUAAGUGGGAUGGAAAACCAAGGGGUCUGCAUAUCUCUUGCGUGCAGCUCUCCAUCAAGUGAUGUCCUGGUGGCUUCAUAUCGCCCGAGAGUUGAGCUGCCAGACGCUAUCGCCACAUCUCAAGCGUCUACACCACAAUCACCGGCACCCACCGGUUCAGGAAAACUAGGAUGCCACACACUCCUUAGGAGAACCACCGCCACAUCCUUUGCCAGGGACCAUAUCUGCAGUGGUAGCGUAAGUGAGUUGCGAAUGUCGAAGUCUGCAAUAAUACCCUGCAGAGACAAUCAGCAUCUAUUUGCCUAUGGAGAUGAAUCGUUGUACGGAGUCCGGACUUGGCGGCUGCCUUCGUUUCAGCGGUACACCGAUCUCAAGCCCCACAGGCAACCGGUCCUUGAUCUAAGGUAUGCUGAAAGUUCAACUGGGGAGAGGUACCUUGGUUGCUUAAGUGCCGAAAAGCUACAGGUUUUCACAAUUAGGUAGCUUGACAGAGGCAUUAGCUUGGUUUCUGGAAUUCUGGUAGUUGUGCUUGUGCAUGCUAACAUUUGUUUCUUCAGCAGCUUUGCUGUAUAAGUAAAGGCCAUUGUCCAUCCGUACAGUCUUCACUUAAAACAGCGUGUAAAACCAUGCUGUACAUUUCAAACAAUCUGUUGUAACUUGUAAGAGGCUCCAGCAUACAAUACACCAGCGGGUGAAGGAUUGCAUAUGCUGUAGUGUUGUACUGAUGCAGCAUUGCAUUUUGUCAUGAAUCAAGGAAACAAAUGGGUAGCAAUCUGUCA
Messenger RNA from Zea mays, 2110 nucleotides. RefSeq lists its product as uncharacterized. The record is from RefSeq and is a predicted model, not a curated record. Gene Ontology annotation, biological process: interstrand cross-link repair; protein ubiquitination. The transcript is spliced from 11 exons. Bases 267 to 1814 code for a protein of 515 amino acids. Gene Ontology annotation, cellular component: nucleus. NCBI's taxonomy places the organism in Eukaryota, Viridiplantae, Streptophyta, Magnoliopsida, Poales, Poaceae. Gene Ontology annotation, molecular function: ubiquitin-protein transferase activity; protein binding.